Molecule: messenger RNA, 958 nt
Organism: Cephus cinctus (wheat stem sawfly)
Lineage: Eukaryota; Metazoa; Arthropoda; Insecta; Hymenoptera; Cephidae
Product: cell death-inducing p53-target protein 1-like
Exons: 6
Coding region: 368-859 (163 amino acids)
Molecular function (GO): zinc ion binding
Source: RefSeq, a predicted model, not a curated record
UGUUACGCAUUUCGCUUUCUCAUAAGAAUUUUACAUUCUUUUUAAGGGUAAUCUAACCCCUUAAAUAUGUAAGUGAAAAAAUGAGUAGACCGUCACCUAUGGACUAACAAUAUCAAUAUAUUCACCACCUCAAGAUAUUGGUUCUGUUUCCUAUGUCCAUAUUGCUGCGGCUGCUGUUAUAGAUCAAAUCAUUCGGUCCUCGAUGUAAUUCUUUCCUUGGAAGCUAUUCAUAAAAGGACGGCAUUCAGGUGUCGCAAGGAAUAAUAACAGCAGCAGAUAACAUAUACAGGGUGAUCCAUAAAAAACGAUACACUUACAUAUCUCUAUUGGUUGGGAAGAUUGGAAAUCUUUUCAAGAUAUAAUUUUUAUGAUGUUGACAGUCGAAGCUGAUGCAAAAACAGGUAUUUUCCAAGGACAUAUGCAAAAAGAAGAUGUGCAACGAAUUUCCCAAGAAAGGUCUACUGAAGAGGAAAGGCAAGCACCUCCAUACACACCAUACUGGAUGCCGAGCGCUUACUCAGGAAUGACAUCACCACCACAACUGGGGCCGCAGCCUCCGCCACCACAGUACAGUCCAUAUCCCGACGCUGUGAAUGGCAUUCCUGGAUGUUCCACUGUUCACGUUAUUUCCAUUGCGUCAUCUCUGGGACCCGAACCGACUUCGAUGUUUUGUCCACAUUGUAGGAUGUCGAUUACAACGAAAACUUCAUGCUUCCCAUCAUGUACGAAUCAUUGCUGCGCAUUCUUUUUCUGUUUGAUCGGAUUGUGGCCAUGUAUGCCAUUUGCAUACUGCUGUUUCAACAAUAUCAUUCAUCAUUGUCCUAACUGUAAGAGUAACAUUGGAGUUUAUGCGCCAUAAAUCGAAAGUUUUUAAUACUUGUAUUCGUCAGGAGAUAUUGACGAGUGUUUUGUUCUUCUAUGACUAGAUGAGAAAUAAAUAGAACUUUCUUUUAAUUAA